Oncorhynchus kisutch (coho salmon) is the source of this 930-nucleotide messenger RNA. RefSeq names its product SWI/SNF-related matrix-associated actin-dependent regulator of chromatin subfamily B member 1-like. Lineage: Eukaryota; Metazoa; Chordata; Actinopteri; Salmoniformes; Salmonidae. The record is from RefSeq and is a predicted model, not a curated record. Gene Ontology annotation, biological process: chromatin remodeling. The transcript has 8 exons. Gene Ontology annotation, cellular component: nuclear chromosome. Bases 1 to 930 code for a protein of 309 amino acids.
AUGCACGACCACGCAGUGGUUGGAAACUACCUCCGUAUGUUCAGGGGCUCUCUGUAUAAAAGGUGCCCAUCUCUCUGGAGGAGGUUAGCCUCAGUAGAGGAAAGGAAGAAGAUUGUAGCAUCAUCACACAACCGCAAGAACUCUAGGAUAUUAUUAACACAACUUUUAGCCAGAAGGGUGUCUCUGCUGAAGGCGUCCGAAUGUGAAGAGAUAUUUGAGGGGAAUGAUGAGAAGUACAAAGCGGUUUCCGUAAGCACAGAGCCACCGGCGUACCUCAGGGAGCAGAAGCCAAAGAGGAACAGCCAGUGGGUCCCCACGCUGCCCAACAGCUCCCACCACCUGGAUGCUGUGCCCUGCUCCACCACCAUCAAUCACAACCGAAUGGGCCGCGAAAAGAAGAGGACCUUCCCCCUGUGCUUUGACGACCACGACCCGGCGGUGAUCCACGAGAAUGCGUCUCAGGCCGAGGUGUUGGUUCCCAUUCGUCUGGACAUGGAGAUUGACGGGCAGAAGCUCCGAGAUGCCUUCACCUGGAACAUGAAUGAGAAGCUGAUGACCCCGGAGAUGUUUGCUGAGAUCCUGUGUGACGACCUGGACCUGAACCCCCUGGCCUUUGCCCCGGCCAUCGCCUCAGCUAUCCGCCAGCAGAUAGAGUCCUACCCCACAGACAGCAUCCUGGAUGAACAGACCGACCAGAGGGUCAUCAUCAAGCUGAACAUCCACGUGGGGAACAUCUCCCUGGUGGACCAGUUUGAGUGGGACAUGUUGGAGAGGGAGAACUCUCCGGAGACGUUUGCCCUGAUGCUGUGCUCCGAGCUGGGCCUGGGAGGAGGAGAGUUUGUUACUACCAUUGCCUACAGCAUCCGCGGCCAGCUCAGCUGGCACCAGAGGACGUACGCCUUCAGUGACAUGAACAUGAGGUCAGGUUGA